GAGCGGCCGCCGUAGCAGAAUCGUUUGAAAUGCCGUAGCGUACGGACGGUGCCCACGACACGAGCGACCGAGCGACCGAGUGAUUUCUGCUGCCCGACAGCGACCAAUGUUCCGCGCGCGCAAUCGCAACUUCUCCCGCCCUUUAACACGUGUGCGUUUGUGUGUAUGUGUGUGUGCCAGUGAGUGUGUAUGCAGUUUCUUAACUGUGCAGCAGGCGUCUCCGCGACAACAACGCUCGGUUUUAGUCUUCUCGUCAUCCGCGGCACACAUCUCCCACGGCUGCACGCGGCGCGUAAGUGCAACACGGCAGCUUCCGCGCGCGCCGCAAGUUCCCUAUUUGCGUAAUCCCGGGUCGCAGGUACGCACAGCACAGUUAGGCCGUGGUGACAAACUUUAGCGUUUGGCAGUUGUUCGUGUAUCAGAAUUGGAGAAAAAACGUGUGAAGAAAAGUUUAAACAUAAAACUAAAGCAGAGAAGUAGAGUGUGUGUGUUUGUGAGUGAGUUAAAAAAGUGAGUGUGUGUGUUGAUCUUGAAUUGAAGUGUCAAGCAUGUGUCGGGAGAGGAAAGAUACUGUGCGCAUGCAGUUCUGUGGCGCUAUUUCAUGCGUAUCGCCGAUGUACAAACGUUAAUUUUGAGUGUGCGUGAACGUUAAGGUGACGUAGUGAGCCAAAUUUUUGUGAGGUUACAAAGCGCCGUCACAUACACUCUCCAGCAUCAAGUGAAGCUCUAAAGACCAGUAACACAAUCGAAACAGGCGGCUCGAGCACCGUGUCCCGCUCGUGCAGCACUCCGACCAGCCGCGAUGCCAUCGGACACACCACCCCCGUCCGCAACAUCGGUGUCCCAUCCGUCACCAGCGUCGAGCCAUCACGAUCCGAACGAUCCGAACGCCCCGCCCAGGGACCCGGUGGACCGAUCGGGCACGGGGACGCCCGGCCCCUCGGACCACCCGACCGGUGGUCACCUCGGUCACCAUCAACCACCGUCGAGCUCGUCCUCGUCCAGCUCGUCCUCGUCGUCCUCCAGCACGUCCUCGUCGCUCUCAUCCCUCUCCCUGAAGCGCUCACUGGAGGAACCGCUGACCACCGCGAAACCGUCGCCCCCUUGCUCGCCCCUCACAAUGGAUCAUCAUCAUCAGCACAAGGCCGCCCGCCAGUCGAGAGCCGCAAGCCCGGCCGGACGUUCCACCCAGCAACAGGCGAGCCCAAGCGCCCCCGGAACCGGUGGCUCUUCCUCCGGUGGUGGUGGUGGUGGACAGCAGUUCUGUCUGCGCUGGAACAACUACCAGACCAACCUGACGAGCGUGUUCGAUCAGCUGCUGCAGAGCGAAUCGUUCGUCGACGUCACGCUCGCCUGCGACGGCCAGUCGAUGAAGGCGCACAAGAUGGUGCUGUCCGCCUGCAGCCCCUACUUCCAGACGCUGUUCUUCGACAACCCCUGCCAGCACCCGAUCGUGAUCAUGCGCGACGUUAGCUGGGCCGAGCUGAAGGCGAUCGUGGAGUUUAUGUACAAGGGCGAGAUCAACGUGAGCCAGGACCAGAUCGGGCCGCUGCUGAAGGUGGCCGAGAUGCUGAAGAUACGCGGGCUGGCCGAUGUGAGCGGUGAUGCGGGCGAGCCGACGGGCAGCCGGGCCGAGCGGGAAGCGGCCGGAAGCCGUGGCCCCGAGGAGCUGGAUCGCGAGGAGCACGGCAAGCUGCUGAAUCCGCUGGCGAUCGUCGGAAGCUCGCUGCUCGCCAAUGGUGCGGCCUCGGCAGCAAUGGCGGGCGGCAAUGGGUCGAACAGUACGGCCACGAGCGGAUCGGCCGCCGUACAGGCGGCAGCGGCGGCUGCGGCCGCGAAGAAACAGCGAGCGGGCCGCGAUCGCGACACGACCAAAGAGCACCGGAUGGACGCACGGCUGAGCGAGUUCGCGCGCGACCUUUCGCGGGCCGAUCCGCACAUCUCGUCGCGCGACAUUAGCAGCGUGGCGGCGGCUGCGGCGGCGGCUGCCGCGGCCGCUGCCGGGCUGGCGGUAGGCGAGUGGCCGCUCGGAGCGGCCGGGCUAGAGGCGGCCGCAGCGGCCGCCGUUCAGGCCUCCACGCCCAAGAGUGCACGCAAGCGCCGGUGGCCCUCGGGCGAGCGGAGCAGCAUCGGCAGUCCGGCUGACAGUACGCCGGACCAGCUGGAGGUACCGUCGCCGAUACCGCCCACCCCGUCCAGCCUGGCACAGUCGAGUGGGGGAGGCGGAGGUGGUGGUGGUGGUGGUGGCGGUGGAACAGGAAGUGGUGGUGGUGGCGGUGGGUCGAGCAAUCCGCUCGCAUCGUUCCCGCUGCCGCCGGCACUGGAUACGGCCGCGAUGGCGAUGUCGUCGCUGUCGUCCUCGAUCGCGAACCAUCCGGAUGACAUGGAGAUCAAGCCGGGCAUCGCGGAGAUGAUACGCGAGGAAGAAAGGGUAAGGCCAGGAAGAUUAAAAGUAUUCAGCCCAGCUGAAAACAAUUUUCAACAAAUUUGCCGUUUUUGGAACCCCUCUAGGACGGUGGAGAGGAGAGGGGCUUGAGGACGAUCAAGAUGAGUAAUCUACUUUGUUACGAGCCUGUUUAUUAUUAUUAUUAUUCUCAACGGUUAGCCUCGUACCGCUGCAUGUGAAGCAGCAAAUAUGAAACCGACGACGCAUGCACAUAAAAGUGCAUCAAAGCAUAAUUGUGUUUCUUUUUAUGUCCAAUGCAUGGUUCCGUGCCUCUUCUCCAUCACCACCACCACCGGCAGCGGCAGAGCAAAUUUCAUGUGAAAGUCACCGUACAAUAAGCCAUAAAACCCGGUUUGGUUGGUGCGCACUACCGUUGCAUGGCACAUAAUCUUCCCCCGGGCGUAAAACGAAGGUUUUCUUAGAGUUUAGAUACCCAAAAAUUAAAACGCACAAACUAUCCCAUUCCGCUCGCGUCAUUUGUUCGCGGGGUCAUAAAAACGCACUUUUUUUUAGACGUUUAACGGCCGAACCAUUUAUUGCACUGCCCGGUGCGCUAAGGGAUGGGGAACAAAACGUGCCACCGUGUCUCUAAAAACUAAAACUUUAUGAAGCGAAAAGUAAUACCUUUUUUGCGCACAACUUAAAUUAACAUUACUUUAAGGAAUUUCGAACAACAACAGGAAAAACAAAUGAUCGUUUUACAAAUGCUCACUGCACGAACAAAUUUAAUUACUUUAUUUGUUGCUGCUGGGCUGUGAUUUAGAAAACUCUAGGCCCCGGCGUAGAACCUCUCAACAAGGGAGUUUUUUGGUUUUUUUUUCGAGCGUAUGGGUAAACAGACUGAGCACAUUUCAAUUUUAUGAUCGGUAAACUUUAAUUGCGCAGCGUCAAUUUGUUAACGCUCCUCACGCACGGGAGGGUUGCAGCGCGCCGUGUCCAAACCCCGAUGAUGGCCAUCGUGGGCCGGCAAGCCGAAACGUUUUUCCGCCGCACGGGCCACGAUAUUAUGGGUUUUGAAACAAAACAAAAAAAAACAUCAAGAAAAUAUAUAAACCAUUAAAAUUAGGAAACGUUAAGAGUACGCGCAGGAAUACUAAUGCACACUGUCCUCCGUCAUCAUCGGCAGAGUGUGCACUGUGAAAUUGUUGAGAAUGAUGAGGUCGUUAAAAAUGGAAGCAUUUUUUCAUGUAGUACCAAACAAGCGUGGUGAUUGUGUUUGAUUAAAAUGCAUCAAAUUUCCCCCUGUAGAAAGCGAUUCGGUUUUACUGCGGAUGUUUGGAGUAAUUGUAAAGAGCGGCUUACACGAUGUACUUGUACAAAAUACGUAAACAUCAAACUGUACUUGUUGAACCACGUCAUAAAAGGAACCAACGUCAUUGUUUGCUCUUUACGCUCUUCUCCUGUGCCGAUUCACUUUUACUUUCUCCUCAUCUCCUCCCAACGUUCCCAGCGGAAGCACAGCAAUAUUAAUAAGCCAACAUUAAGAAAAGAAAUAGUUCACAAAAUAACAUACCGUUGGCUCGUACAUACCUUUAAUAAGAUAACAGUAAACCUUCAAAAGGGAACAAAUCCCGGGAUGGAACACCAAUUACAACUUCCCGGACCCUCCCAGGCACUGUCCUCCCGACAGCCCGCAGGCAGGUCGGUCGGUAAACUUCAAGUGCGUAUGUAACUCCGGGUGGGGCGUCGCGUCUGAUUACCCCCCCGUACCCGGUUGGAAUUGCAAUUCCACGUCUCCAGUAAAUGUCAGCAGAUUCUUGCUUCAUUUCCGGAACUGAAAAUUCAGACAUGAUCGAUGAAGAGUACAAAAGAGAGAGAAAGAGAAAGGGAGAGAGAGCCAAAUUCGAUAAUUUUUCACCUCGAAUUGGACCCGGCCGCGGGCUGCCUAUUACGCGGGCAUCAUUAAGCCGGCGAAGGUGGUCAAAGGCCGAUUCCGGGGGUCUCAUUUGUCGAGGCGAAGAUUGUCGAGUCAUCGUUGUUUAUGUUUGCCCGGUCCGGUGUGUGAGCUGGAAAUUCGUCUUCCGAGACAAGCCGUCCGUCCGUCGGAAGUUGUAAUCGGGGUCGCCAUUCCCUAGGCACCGUGUGUGUGUGUAUGGCCCUUUUUGCGCAGGCACUGUGGGUUUGACUGUACGAGAGGUCAGGUCAGCAGACGAUGAAAGGUAGCAGCUUCCGAAGGCAAUGUGUGUGUUUUUAUAGGGCCCAACGUGCGUCUUGGACAAUGUUUUAAGCAGAGGCCGAAACAGGCUUUUCCUCUUUUCUAUUUUAUGAUUAGCCUCUACCUUAACACGUUCCUAUUUUUCAGUAUUUUUUCUUUUGUAUUUAUUGAUGAUCUAAAACAAUAUGAUAAAACAUUGGAUUUCUCAUUUAUGAUCGUUUUCCUUCCGAUCAGUUACCAACAAGAUGAUGAUAUUAUAAUAAACGAACAAGAGUUUUAAAUCACAGCAUCAGAAGAACAAAAUACACAUCAAAAGAGAAAAAAGAAACAAUUUCAUAAGGCCUUUAAAAACACAAGAAAUUUCCCUUUUGCAAAAUCAACAUUAACAAAUCAAAGCAUCAAAAUUGUAAUUAAUUCAAUCAAAAUUGUAAUUAUGACACCACCAAAGCAUUAUUUCGUAGCCUAAAAUUGGACAAACAACUGGAAAACACCCCACGAUUUUGCUGAUUAUUGUAAAGCUGUCAUAUUCAUCUCUAUCCUUUUACUUGGUGUACGAUCAACAAUAAUGUUAAUUUUACCUGUUAACUUGACACAAGACAAGAUGUUUACUCUUUUUGACUAUUUUAUUUCGUUUCAAGAAAACCUCUUUUAUAUCGUUUAACGCAAGCAUACCUCCCAUAACGAAGCUACGAGCUGGAAAGGUGAAAAAACACACAAUUUCGACGUGUUUAUUCCGAACCCAAAACCGUUCCGCAACUAAAUCUUCAAAAUCUCCGCUCAUCUACAACGGCACAAAAAAACGGUUAGAUCUUGUCAUCAUCAUCAUCAUCAUCAUCAUCAUUGCCGUCACUAUUACCGUCACCAUCAAACGGUCAGUUCGGUUGUGGUCGUGCCGUUCGGCCGGCAUGGAUCAGAAGUAAAUUCCCUUUCCCGUCCCGGACCGCUACACCGUAAAACUCCCCCAAAACCGAGAAAAAAAACCAUCGCAAUUGUUUAUCUUUCACGAUCCGCGAGUUUUCGAUCCCCACGUUGUGUUUCUUCCCCAAAUGUUUUGUUUGUUGUUUUUUUUGUUUCUGUGUGCUAAAGUCGCACCGCGGCCGGAGAGCACAAAAAGGAACACCGCGCCCCAAACGCGGUCCGGCCCACCCUUAAUGGAAGAAGUUAUUUGAAUAAUUUACCAAUAAUAAUGACGAUUAUUGUUAUUGAAAUAUUAAAACAAAAUCUGCCGCGGGAGCGCACACGAAUUGGAGGUUGGAUGGGGGGGGAUGUUGGAAGGUUUCCGUUCACUUCAAUAACUGAGUGGCAAGAGCACCGUCAAGGCAGAGCAGUGGUAGGCAAGUAGAUACGCCGGCCUCUUCAACAAUGCGUUCCAUUUUUGGUGCGCUUCUCUCUCUGUCUCAGCGACAAGCCUUUCUUGCACACUUCUUCACUUCACAGCGCGUGUUGCGGUCUCUUUUAAUGUACUCUAUCUUUUUUUUCUGUAAUUUUGUACCGUAAAGUUGUCGCCGGCAAUGGUUUCCUCCAGUGCCUUCCCACAACGACCGCUUUUGGGACGGUUUUGGAGUGCCGCACGCGCAAGUUUAGCUUUUAUUAUUUUCCUGAGCUUAAUCUAAAAUGAUACUCCGGUUUUUUUUUGUUCAUUUUGGUUGAUGGUUUGCUUUCGUUUGCUCACCGAACAUUAACUUAUUGUUUGCGUGAGCGGACUGACACCAUUUGAAGGUGCGUACAGGCGGUGGUGAGUGGUUGCUUCAAUUCAGCUACGGGUUUAAGUGUAGAAAUUGAGGGAAACCAGUGAAACAGACAUCGAUGCUGACACUUUUCUUUCCUCUAAAGAGAAAUUCAGUAAUGAUUUUUUAUACUCUGAAAUAAAGACCUACACUUCGAAAUGCUGAGUAGUAACUUUAAUAUAAAACACACAAAAACGACUGAAAAUUCCAGCGAGAACAAGAGAUACAUGUUCAGUAAAAAGUACAAAAUGCAUCCUCGUUUGUCUUUUCCGUUUAACACAGCCAGCAAAGAUAUACUCUUCGCCCUCCAUCAAAAGACACUACACAAUGGCCGUACAUAGGAUGUAGACCGAAUCCUUCACCACCGUAUGCCACCCAUAUCCCGGACACACUCUUGUCGCUUUAUGAGAGAGAGAGGAAGCGUCAAGCGCGUUGACGUGUCGAAGUGGUUCAUCAUGUGCAUCACCCUGGAACAAUCAUAAUGCACGCGUUAAGACGAGGUGUAACUUUUUCCUCUUCCAAAUAGCAGCUACUCACCUUUUCUGCCACCCUUUUCUGCUGUUCAUGCUUACACAUACACACGCGCACACACAAGAGAAGGUGACAAAGAGCGAUUAUCAACAAAUGGAUGGUUUUGUCUGAAGGAAACGAGCUAACCAGGAGGGAGGGAGUAUGUGGUGUACACAUUUGUAGUACACAAAUGCCACCUUGUAAAGGAUGUGCAACGUUUGUGAAAUGUGAAGAGUUAAUCCCGUAAGUCUGACAAGACUUGGAGGGGAGCAGCCAAAUGCAAACCAAAUGUAUUCAUAUCGGAGGUCGGAAAAGAUUAUAUGUUUAAAGACCUUUUCGGUUGUACAACAGAAUACAGCACAGCCACUCUUUAAGGAGAUGGCUCUUACAACUUGGAGCAGCAUCACGAAAUAGACCAAACGUGAGGUUGGAGUAACCAAGAAGCAGAGAGUUAAAAUAAAGCCUUCAGUUACGGCAGAUUUAAAUAUUUGUGAGAUCUGUAUUCCAAUUGACCGUCUUAGAAGAUCUAAAUAAUUAAACUCCAUAUCCAGAUUCAAGAAGUUUGACUUAGGAACUUACGAACCUACGAUAGACAUUCAUAACAUGACGAGAUCAUCAAAACGAUUAUAUCAUGGACAGAAUUCAACUUGAAAUAAUUAUAUAAAGCUUCAUUCAAAUCGUACGUCAUUCCCUUUUUGACUGUGCUCCAAAUGUGCCUAUUUACAUACCACAUUAAACAGAUGCAUUAGCACCUUGAUCAAUAAUAUGCUAGACUCGCGUGACACACAGAGCGAAGUGAACUCUUCCGAAAAUCGAAAGACAAACAACAGCCCCAGUCACACCAACUUUCUCCGGCAAUAAUUUAAUAUGAAACACCUAUAAUUAUGCAUUCGUUCUUAAUUACCAACACACGAAAGCAGAUAUACGCGAGAGGUUGCUGGUCGAUUCGUCGCGAAGCAAACACCAAACCCAUGCAGCACCUCUUUUUUUUUCUUCUAUUUCGUUUGUAAAUGCGCUAAAUGGUGUGUUAAACGGUCGACACGCGCGUCCGUUCUCGUACUUCACUGCUGUUUGGAGUUUAGUGACGCUUUUUUUUCGUGACGGCGUUACGAUGUUCUUAAAGUUACACCGUUUCCAAGUGUAUUAGCUGUCCCCUUUGUUUGCUUUUCAAGCUUGUUUUUCUUGUUCAAAAUCACAACACACGUAAACCCGCUCGAGAUUUGCCAUUUUGUCUGCUAAGAAGGGAGGAGAUUCCUUGCGAACGACACUAGCUGUACAUCCCUUUGGGGAGAUACGCCCCACCAAUGGUAAUGACGCUGAUGAAGCUCAUGAUGCUGACGAUGAUGCUGAUGAUGAGAUUAACAGUGUUCGGAAGCAGUCGCGAACGAGAGCAAACCACCAAUCGACCAGCUAGACUCAGUCGCAGUCUCUGCUCCAUAUCCCACCAAGUGCACCGUAGCGUUCGUCGCGUGAGUUCACGAAGGCAUCAGCAUCUCACACACAUACCCCGUACCCAUACUGGCAGGAUCUUAUCGCAUAACCGCAAUCGGUUAGUGGCCGUUGUCAGUCAGUUGGCGCCUGAAGGGAUUUGCUUCUCACUUGCAUAGCUCUCGCUAACACCGUAGCACCUUACCACGCUUUGCCGUCCAGCGAAAGAGAUAGAGAGAGAGAGAGAGAGAGAGAGAGAAAGAGCGCGUGGGGAGGUCAAGAAGCAGCUCGGUAAGAAGAACGCUAGCACAUUUUAUUAUGUAUAAGGAUCGCAGGGCGUCCCAGAAUGGCAGAAAGGAAACACGACCCUUAGCGUACGGAACCUGUUGCCUUGUGGCGCGCUUCGUUCGCACGUUUCGUUUCGGGAACUAAGGCAAAGGUGCCCGUGCGAUUCGAACGGAACGGAGUUUGGGAGUACGCGCUCAAAGCGCCCGGUGUGUACCGAGUGUGUGUGUACGUGUGCGCGCUACCAAGACUAGACGUUGGCUAGACAUCGUGACGUUGGCAAAUGAACCGGCUGGGGAUUCCAACACCGGCUGGGAUUGCUUUACACCAUUGCUUACGAUUGGGAGUCCGUUUUGGGGGUGAUGCUCCUUUUUGUCGAGUUGUUUUUGGCUUUCUUAUUUCAGUGUAAGUAUCCAACGGCCACUGGCACAGUAUUGAGCAACUCAUUUGCCCAUUCUGCUUUGAGAAUCGUCAAGAUUUGAGCGCUCAACUCUUUACACCUCGAUUGCGCCACAUUAGACAACCGUGUGUGGGUGUAUAUUUAGUUGUAUUUUACUUACCUUUUUAAAACGAAGUAUUUGUUCAUAUGGAGACCGUCUGCCACGCCAGAAUCAGUUUACUACUAAGCACAGGCAAAAGCAAAGUCUGGCCCGUCUCAACCCAAUCUCAUCACAACUUUUUUUGGGUGAUCAAAACACCGCUUAAUUUAUCGAAGAGCGCAGUCUGAUGUCUUUGUCUCUUUCGCUGCCCCCCCCCCCAAAAAAGCAAUAUUUAUGUCUCCUCCAAUAUAUUACUAUUUGCUUAGGUGUGUCUGGGCAAACAGCAUUCCAACCGGCAGGAUGAUACCAAUCUUUACACUACAAUUCCAUUGAAAUUUAUAAGUCUCCGCCACAAUAACAAACAACCGAUGGUCUGUCAUCGCGAUAACGAAAACAAUCAGCUCGGUCAAUAAUACCUUAAGCGUGUGUUUUAUCCUUCAUCGCACCAUAAACUAUCUUUAAGGAAAUUCAACCAAUAUACUCCACAAACACAUACCACUUAUCGCACACACGGGUUUUGCGAGCGGCAUUAAUGCAGUAGAGCAACAGGUUUAUGCAACAUUGCAACGGCGGCUCAAAAACCCGCUCUCGAAAAGUCAAUUGAAGCAGAACAUUUUAUGACACCCGGGUAACGGGAACCGGGUGGCAACUGUGCCGCAAAUCAUAAUCGACAAUCAGACCAUCAGGGCCAGUCCGGCAUGUCCCGGGUAUGUGGGGUUUUGCGCCUACGGUUUACCGGGGGAGCGAAGAUAACAUUAAUUGUGAUUUUGAUUUUCAUCACCGUAAUUCCGGUUUCUGUAAAACUGAAGCUCCCGGCACACGGGGUGGCGAUUAUUAUUUUCACAUUUACCAGUGCACGGUACAUAAAUCAUACUUAGCAUCAUAUGCGUACGGUUGCGCGCUUCUUCUGGAUGAAGCAGUGGGAUCUUCCCACACUUGAGCGUCCGAUGGUGUAUGGACAGAAGGCAGAAGCAUCCCCUCAGCAGGCUUAAGGUUGUGGUGCAUCUUUAUCAGACUAGAAACGACAUUCCUUACCACAAUCUGCACACACACACACACACACACCGGAGUCCAGAGUCCAGAUCUAGGAGAGAUGCUGCAAUCAACUGAUCGUUUGCAUUUAAAAAAGGCCUAACAAGCAAUGCAACCGGAAUGGCACAGAAUGCAGGAAGUCGUAACCAUUAAACAAUUAAUUUUAUUUUCCACUAGAAAAUGAGGCACUUGCCGUAACGCUUACUAACGAUAUGGCGUGGUUUAAGAGCAUCUAUUAUUAUUUUUAUGUAAAAAGCAAAGUAGCUCUUGUGAAUCUUUUAUUAAGCUAACUUGUUUGCUAUAAUAGUUCAGUAGAAUACCAUCAUUACCCAAGAACCUUUUUGAAACGAGCUGAAAGAGUUCAACCAUCCUUUAUCCAAUCUUAACUCUUUUAACUUAAGUACAGUAAAGUGAUGUUUUCAAUAGUAUUUAAAAAUAAAGCGACAAGUACUUUAUUUAUGUUUUUGGCAAUAAAUAAUUGCAUCAACUCCUUCGAUAUUAAAGCCGAAAAUUAAACGAAACACAUAUGCGUAACUAUUGUACGCUACUGCUAUUAAUAUCGUUUAGGCUUCCUGGUUCAUACUAGACGCAAUUAGAUUCCCAAAAAAUGCGAAUAUUUUUAAUUUCCAAAGCAUAAAAACCAGUUGCGCCAUGCUUCUAAAAGUCUCAAAAAAAAUACAUAAGUUUGCCUUUUUCUGUGCCCUUCUGUGCACUACUAUGUGAGCAAAACAUUGCAAUGUCCAAUUUUUCGGUAAAGGUACAGGAAAUUGAAUCACGACUGCCCCAAAAACUGUGCUUUUGGUCAUACGAUUACGAAAAGAAAAAAAAACAGAAGCGAAAUAAAUAGUGCAGUUCAAUGUGCGAUAAUUUGAUUGGCAAAAUCGAAAGCAUUUCGAUGCUCGUGCAACCCCGACCUAAUCGAACUAGCAGCAUUGGUCAAUUUCCUGUUUCCACUGUACGAUAAACAAGGCUUAAAAUAGACCUGCUCGCAGCCCUUCUGCUUUGCCAAGGGAAAUGCUUUGCAAUUGAUAGUGUAUUUCAUUCGUAAAUAAUCCACCAUUUGUAACUUAUUAGCUUGCUGUACGUUGUUUGUAGGAAGAUUUCUAGCAGGAGCGUUAAAAAACAACUUCCCCAACCGGAUGCGUACAAGCACACACAACGGACAACAUGACCGGCGGUUAGGUUAGACCCACUUUCCGUCGCCCUCACACUGGCCUCGCUGGCCUCGUUCUAAUUAUAUUUCGCUAAUGAUUACAAUAAAUUAUCGCCAAUCGUUUGCCGAAGCGUUUGCCACGACGACGAUGCACAAACACAAAACGGCGAAACUACUGCAUCCAUUGUCCGGCACAUGUAAGGGCGGCCCUUCAGCCUCCGCUCAGCACUGCGCUGCAGUUUAUGUGCAUAUUUAAUAGGAAAAGUUGGCAACAAUGGUAUAAUAAAUGUAUUCCGCUCAACCCGCGCGCCUCUUGUCGCCAGGUGGAUGCAAAAUCGCGCGAAAACGCCGACCCCGUACGCUCUCCGCAUUUCGAAGACAAACAAUGAGCUUAUAAAUAUUAGAUAAUGUAAUGUACCGCCACCAUCGUCGUCGUCACCCGGCACCGUUCUAAUCGCUGCUGCAAAGGUGGAACCACACCGGACCGGGACGGGUCUUAAAUCCUACCCUUCCUGCUCUCCUCUUCUACACCUUGCGCGAAGGGCCAAUUUUCUUCAAACGCAACCGCGGCCAUUUGUCAAGUGUUCGAACGGGUGAUGCCUUCUUUGGCCGGUGUGUGGCCACCUGUUUGUCUUCACCGGUGCCGGCCGCCCUUUUAGAUGCUGCUGCAACAUUGGCUUCCCUUUUGGCUCGCUCGUGUGUGUGUGUGUGUCGCUGUGGAGGGAAGGGAGACAAAUAUUGUCCGAGUGCAGCCCCGUUUUCUGUUCAGCUGCUUAAUGAUGUGUUUAUAGGGAGAUUGUUUUACAAUAAAUUUACAUACAACGCAUUUGCAUGGAUGCCUGGCUUCCCGUACUCUGGGAGUGUAUAUUGUCCGGCGGGGAAGGGAAGAAGAGGGAGGAUGAUUGUGUGUUGCGUCAGUGCGCCACUUUGAGACGGCGACGAGAGCAGAGUCUUCUGGAAUUGCCGGUACGGUUCACGGCUCGCUUUUUCGCGUCCAUCCAUCAGUAACGAGUGAGUGAUUUUAAAGAAUCGAUCAGUUUUACACGAAACUCCAUCCAACGAACCAUAAACGGUUAGAGGAAAAGAGGGGAAGAGGAUGGUCAUUCUGCUGAGAAACAAAACCAGUUAAUUAGUUAAAAAUGUUUUUGAUAAAAAAAGGAAAUAAUUAAGGUUUAAUCGAGUUUUACCAAGAAAUCUAAAAAAGUGCAAAAAAUACGUUACAUUAUGAAUUUAAUUCGUAAAAUAAUUUUGUCCUUUCACACCACUUGGAUCCUGAGAAUGAAUUCUGGAAGAUGUAAAAUUCUUGGUUCUCAAGCAUUUACCACGUUUAUACCCUAAAAGACCGCCGAUUUUUCACAAAUUUUUGAACAGCCCUGUCUCAUUUUCACUAUAUGGAUUUGAAUUGUUGACUCUGAAACAUUAAAGAAAUUUUUAAACAAAUUACCAUAAAUGUUUACCUUCUGUUUUGCUGAAGACUGUGGCAGUUUCGAAUUUUUGGUACACUUCAAAGAACUUAUUUUAUUUUGUGACAUUUGCAUCACACAACCAUGCCUAAAUGAACCCACCCAGCACAGUACUACAAUAAAAAAAGACACUGUAAAUUAUUUAAAAGCUUGUUUUUGCACAAACUAAAACAAAUCAAACCAAUCCCGUUCGCUGCUGAAAGGAAAUGUAUACCUUCCAUUCAUUUAAUUCCCUCACCGACAGUCGAAACUAACCUCUCCUCCCUCAAAACGCAGUGAAAAGCUCAGAACGGCAAUGGAAAAACAAAAACUACACCGGGGGAUAAAAAGCGAAGGAAAUUAAAAGGAGAAAAAGCGAGCCUGAAAAGAAAACUAGUUAAAAUGUAUAUAAAAAUGCACAAAUAAAACCUAACCAACUUGUGCCGGCAGCGCGGACGCGCCCGACCCUGGGUGGGGAAGUAGUGAAUAAGAAAUGACUUUCAUUUAUCAUUGAUACGCCGUGGCACAAACAUGCAUUCCUAACCAUAUACUGUGCACUGAAGAGAGUGCUUUUUUCGCCACUACCAACCCCACCCGUCCACCCAGCAGGAAAAGUGCCUCUCCGACGAGCACGUUGGAAAAUGUUGUACACGGUGUGACGGUUCGGGACGGUGCGGUACUAACAAAUAAAUCAUACAUAUAACGUGCUGUACACUGUACUUGUGUAAAAUAAAAUACGAAUGUCCUGGCGUAACCAUUUUUUUCUUCCUUUUUCUCUCUCUCUCUGCAAUGUGUGUGUGUGUGUGUGUGUCGGCGUCUGCUAUUCAUUUUAUCCAACGGCGACGAACCACAUGCAACCGCGUUUGGGAAAGAGGUAUGAUUUGGAUAUGUCAAAAGAAGGCCUCUCUCGUACUCGAAUUCCCCGGGCUCGAAUCGAACCCAGCCGACCGACCAACGUAGAGCAAGUAUAUAUGUGUGUGUGGGUGGAGUGGUUUUGUAAUCAUUUUCAUAUCAACUCACACCGUAGGACGCUCACUGGUCCCCCACGCCACAGCACGUGGAGAGUACAUCGCGCCACACAUUUCUCGCCCAGGACACGGGUACGGUUGUACAAGCUAAUUCUGCACCGUUUCGGCAAAACCAAUCAAGCAGGAAAACGCCGGCCGAAAGAACUGAGCUGUAGAACAGCCAAACCCUCAAUGCCACACCACCCCGGGUUUGCCAUUUGUGUGCGCCGCUGUUUGCUGUGCUGUGAAAAGACUUUUCAUUAAUCAUUCAUCAAAACAUAUUUAAAAACAUUUUUCCCGCUGAAAUAUGCAGCGUCCCGUACGUACGAGCUGUACCUCCCCGUACCACUUGACCACUUGCGCUUUCCCACUCCGCGGAGCCGGCGUUGGCCUAAUGCAGCAGCGAGAAGGACCUUGCUUCCUUCUCCAAAACCGUUAGGCCUCGGCUCAACGCGUUCAGCGUUCACUUUAUGUGAAGUUCGCGAAGCUCGAGCGAUUGGAUCGUUCGGGUUUUUGCGAUGACUACCAUGGCAGGAAAGAAGUCCUAUAUGUAUUAGGCAGCCAGCCACCCCCCCUCUCCCGCACACCGGUUGUUAGAAAUGCUAGAAAUACGACCACAGCGACACGGUCGCUGAAUCGCGAAACGAAACAAGCGAAAGCGUGCCUCCGCUGCAGGUCCUAUCUACGUCUCUACGAUGUUCGCUGAUUUUCUGGUCAAAAACAACGUAAAAAUGUGCUCAUCCCCUCCUCCCCAUUCUCCUCUCCCUUGCCGUUGAAGACAACAAACGGCAUCGGGAAUGAACGGUAUCGAUAGGGAGCAGGAGAACGCCCCGGAAGUUGGACGUUGGCACGAUGCUGAACGUCGGACGAUGCACGAUUUUGCGAUGUGUUCGUUCAUAAUUAAUAACAUGCCACUGAAAAUUGCAACUGAUGCCUACACACACACACAGCUCUAGACACACAUACACGCACCGCCCGUAUCUGCCUGAAUCAUUUGAUACGUUGCCGAAUCGAUCGAUCGCAAAAGGAAUAUCGAAACGGGGGAAUAGGAUAUUGCCAAGGUUACGGAAAGUUAAUACCUAUUAUUUAAUUUAUCAUCUUCUACACAGCCUUUUGGAGUCAAGCUUUACAAUUUUUUUUUUGUUUAAAAAAGGCGGAAUGUUGACAAAUUUACAUACUGUAAACGAAAAUCGAUGAUGUUUUAUUUUGUUUCAAAAAUAUCGGUAAAAAGUGUGGACAGGUAAUAUUUAAUUCAUUGCACGUGCCCUAACCUUACGAAGGGCAGCCUUUGCAUUUACCUUCGUGAUUAAAUAAUGCACUUCAUUGUGUGUGUGUGUGUGUGUGUGUGUGUGUGUUUUUUUUUUAUACUCCCUUUCUUCCUUACAUCUAUAAAUGUAUGCAUCUUGGUCGGUUUCUUCAGAACUGGUGGUGCAAAGGGCGCAAAAACCCAACUCCUUGGCGCCCUUUCUGCACUGAAGCUCCGGCACGGGCACGGGCAAGGGCUUCCGUUUUGAGUUUAAGGUUCACUUUCUGCUAUCUUUUUCGUGUGGCUCCUAGCUUUUGCUUCGAUCGAGAGAAGGUAAAAAACAAACCGCCACCAUAAGGGAGGGAAGUGAAAGGAGGCGCUGCGCACAAAUGAGGGGGUGUAUUAAUAAAAUAUCCGGUUAGGAUUAAUUAUGGAUGCGUUGUUCGAUGGUUUUGCCCGAUUCAGCCCGCUCGUACAGCCGCUGGGCGAAGCGCUGGUGUAAAGCGGGCAGAAGGGUUUGCACAGAAAGUUGAAGCAAAGGAAAAGAAAAA
Molecule: messenger RNA, 15521 nt
Organism: Anopheles gambiae (African malaria mosquito)
Lineage: Eukaryota; Metazoa; Arthropoda; Insecta; Diptera; Culicidae
Product: protein bric-a-brac 1
Exons: 3
Coding region: 803-2536 (577 amino acids)
Biological process (GO): regulation of transcription by RNA polymerase II
Cellular component (GO): nucleus
Molecular function (GO): protein binding; DNA binding
Source: RefSeq, a predicted model, not a curated record